Messenger RNA from Rhagoletis zephyria (snowberry fruit fly), 7426 nucleotides. Its product is annotated as trithorax group protein osa. The record is from RefSeq and is a predicted model, not a curated record. Gene Ontology annotation, biological process: regulation of transcription by RNA polymerase II; chromatin remodeling; positive regulation of DNA-templated transcription. Gene Ontology annotation, cellular component: nBAF complex; nucleoplasm; brahma complex. NCBI's taxonomy places the organism in Eukaryota, Metazoa, Arthropoda, Insecta, Diptera, Tephritidae. Gene Ontology annotation, molecular function: DNA binding; nucleosome binding.
AUGCCAGCUGGUUCGUCGAAUUCUCAAGAUUCAUUCCCCGCUCCGGGCGCAGCCGCGAAUCCAGCGAUUGAUGGUUAUCCAGGCUAUCCGGGCAGUUAUCCCGGCACUGCUGGUCCACAGCCGGACUACGGCGCGGGUGUUGGCCAAAUGCAACGGCCACCCCCACAAAGCAACGCACAAACUCCACAUGCAGGCAAUACUCAAACAGCAGCAACUGGUGAUAAUAUUAGUGUGAGCAAUCCUUUUGACGAUCCGGUUGUGGGUGGCGGUGGUAGUGGCAAUAGUAGUGUGAGCAAUGCACCACCGCCGCCGCGUGCCUCCCCUUAUCAACAGGGCGCUGGCAAUUCGUACACGCCGGUGUCUAGGACGCCAGCACAAAGUCAUCCCAUUUCACGGCCCUCUAGUAAUCAAUCGAGUAGUGGCGGUCCUAUGCAGCAGCCUGGCACGUCUGGACCACCACCGCCCCACAUGCAAACGGCGCAAGGUGGCGGCGGUCCACAGGCUCAACAACAACAACAACAACAACAACAGCAGCAACAACAAAUGCCUGUACAACAACCGCAAUCUCAGCAGCAGCAGCAUUUAGGAACUUACCCGCCACGUCCGCAGUAUACGCCCAGCGGCUAUGCGCCCACACCGCCGCCUUCAAAUCAACCAACAUCCGCGAAUAGUAUGCCACCAGGUGGCGGCCCUCAAUAUCCUGGUCGACCAAUGCCGAAUCACACCGGCGCCGGUGGUCCGCACUCUCAAUAUCCACCCUAUCAGAAUUGGGUGCCACCCUCACCUCAAGGCGGACCCGGUAGCGGUGGAGCACCAGGUGGCGGCGGCGCAGCGGGCAUGGGCAAUCAUGUACAGGGCAAAGGCACACCACCACCGGGCGGACCGCCACAACCACCCGGAGGCGGCUCACCACGCCCCCUCAACUAUCUAAAGCAGCAUUUACAACAUAAGGGUGGCUAUGGUAGCGGUCCAGCGCCGCAGCAGGGCUACGGAAAUGGACCUGGCAUGCAUCCAGGCAUGCCAAUGGGACCGCCACACCACAUGGGGCCACCACAUGGACCUACCAGCAUGGGACCACCUACCAUUACACCUCCACAAACGAUGGGUGGUAUUAGUGGGCCAGGUGUGGUUGGUCCCGGUGGUGGUAUGGUUGGUGUGGGCGGCGCCGUUGGCAGUGGCGUGAUAUUGCCUGGCGAUGGCGAACACAUCUCCCAGGAUAACGGCAUUAGUUCGUCGGGCUCUUCAACAGCAUCGGGACCACAUCCAGUUACUUCGGUGGUGACGACCGGACCGGAUGGAACGCCCAUCGACGAAGUUAGCCAACAAAGUACGCUAUCCAAUGCAUCAGCAGCUUCGGGUGAAGAUCCACAAUGCACAACUCCAAAAUCACGAAAAAACGAUCCAUACAGCCAAAGCCAUCUAGCGCCGCCCAGCACAUCGCCGGUCGGACACCCCGGGCACCCUGGUGGACCGGGUGAGGAGUAUGAAAUGAGUUCUCCACCAAAUUGGACGCGAACACCAGCUAGUCCGCAGGUUUUCAAUAGCCACGUUCCGCCUCAAGAGACUUUUCGUACAUCGUCUACAAAAAAAUCAGAUAGCCUAUGUAAACUUUACGAAAUGGAUGAUAAUCCGGAAAGGCGCAGUUGGCUGGAUAAGCUGCGCGCAUUCAUGGAGGAGCGACGCACACCAAUCACCGCCUGUCCAACAAUAUCGAAGCAACCGCUCGAUUUGUAUAGGUUAUAUAUUUAUGUAAAAGAACGUGGAGGAUUCGUCGAGGUUACUAAAAGUAAAACCUGGAAGGAUAUUGCCGGUUUGUUGGGCAUUGGCGCGAGCAGCAGUGCCGCUUAUACUCUACGCAAGCACUACACAAAGAAUUUAUUGACAUUUGAGUGUCACUUCGAUCGCGGUGACAUCGAUCCCUUGCCCAUUAUUCAGCAAGUGGAAGCUGGCACAAAAAAGAAAUCGGCCAAAGCGGCUUCAGUACCAUCGCCAGGUAAGAGAAAAUUUGAUCUGUCACUAACUAUUUUCAUAUAUAUAUAUUUUCAUUUGUUCACAGGCUCUCCAUAUCCAGGACAGCCGGGAGCCUAUGGUCAAUAUGGUUCGAGCGAUCAAUACAAUGCGACUGGGCCACCCGGCCAGUUCGGCCAAAGUCAAGGACCUCAGUUUCCGCCACAAAAUCGAAAUAUGUACCCUUCUUAUGGGCCCGAGGGGGAAGCUCCUCCACCUGGUGCAAAUCAAUACGGUCCUUAUGGCAGUCGUUCGUACAGUCAACCGCCGCCGGGUAGCUCUCAAACACCUACACCACCGGGCUCGGCUGUGGCCGGCGCUGCGGGUCCACCAACCGUUGGCCCGGCAGCUCCAGGCGGUGGCUAUCCGCCCAGUGCACCAACACAGGACUAUUACAGACCGCCCGAUCAGACUCCUCAACCUCGACGGCAUCCGGACUUUGUGAAAGACUCUCAGCCCUAUCCAGCGUAUAAUACAAGACCUCAAAUGUAUGGUGGUUGGAGUGGUUCAAAUCAGUACCGUGGACAGUAUCCUUCUGCACCAUCACCCCAAGGUUGGGGCGGCGCACCACCUCGUACAGCCGCACCACCAGGCACUGGUCCACUUGGACCACCAAACCAGCAAGCAUCGACCGCCGUGCAAUGGGAGCAGCAUCGUUAUGCGCCCCAACAACCUCCACCGCCACCACAACAACAGCCGCCAUAUCAGCAACAAAGUCAGCAGCAACAACCACAGCCGCCGCCACAGUGGGCGCAAAUGGCCGGCAACGCUCAGCAGCCACCACCACAACCAGGUGCACCCGGAUCAACGUUACGGCCGCCUGGCGGUAGUCAACAGCAACCGCCACAGCAGCGACCCGGCAUGCCGCCGCCACCCGCGCAGCAACCAACCGUUGGACCAACGUCCAAUCAACCCAUGACAAAACCACCAUUUGCGAUGCCACCGCCACCACAGGUCAGUGGCACAGUUGCGCCAGCUUGCGGCCCGCCACCAUCUGUUGCGGCUCCACCCAGCACUGUCAGUGUUAUGCCACCAGUCAUGGGCGCGCCAGUUGCCGGUGCACCCAAGCCACCGGUUUCCGUAGUAAGCGCUGUACCGCAACUGGGCACACCUGGCUUGCCACAGGUGACAACGCAACAACAACCGCCACAAGCACAGCCACAGCAACCAUUUCCAACUCCCCCAGGCGCCCAGCUAGUUAAAAAAGAAAUAGUUUUCCCGCCGGACAGCGUUGAAGCCACCACACCUGUGCUGUAUAGGCGUAAGCGGCUUGCAAAAACCGAUGUUUGUCCCGUAGAUCCAUGGCGUAUUUUCAUGGCAAUGCGUUCCGGUCUGUUGACUGAGUGCACCUGGGCAUUAGACGUGCUGAACGUGCUACUUUUCGAUGACACAACGGUGCAGUACUUUGGAUUGGCACAUUUGCCGGGUCUGUUGACGUUACUUUUGGAACAUUUCCAAAAGAAUCUAGCAGAGAUGUUUAACGAUAGUGACGCAGACGUGGAACAACGUGGCGGUAGUCGGCACAUCCGUUCCGUACAAAACUACAACCGCAAACGGCAUUGCAUUGGAGGUAGCGACACCGUCGAGUACAAUAACGAUUACGAAAAAUUUAAGUCAUCGAAAAUGCCAUUGGCCGACAAUGACGAUGACGAGGAUGAAGGCAUCGAUUUGGGACAAAUACGUGUGCUACCAAACCCCGAGGAGCGUGUUAUGUUGCUCUCUAACACGCCCAACUACACGUUGAUGUCACGCAAGGGUUUGCCAGUACGUCUACAAUCAGCAGAGGAUGAUAUAUUUGUAUCGGAUAGACAAAAGGAUUGGGACUCAGAGGUGGAGCCUAUUUAUGAGCAGGCAACGGGGAACGAAACUACACCCUGGAGUUGGACAUAUGGUUUUGCGGACCGCAAUGCGCACGACGGUAUAAUCGACGUGUUCAAGUCGGAGAUCAUAAACAUUCCUUUCGCUCGUUACGUACGCAGCCGUAGCGAUAAAAAUCGCGGAGGGGCAGAGGCGACAAAGUCGCGUGGGAAAGCUAGUGGCGCUGUCAGUGCCGAAGAUGUGCAGAGUGUUGUAGACGGCAGUGAGGCCAGCAGCAAAAUUUUGAUAAAUGAACCGACGGAAGAGGGCUGCGCUGAGGAUAGCAAACUACAGCACACGUUUAACAAGAAGCGGCGACUCUUCAACAACAGCAGUGGCGCAAGCAAACACAGUCAAGUCGGGGCCGCGUUCGCUUUUGACGCCAGCGGCGCUAAAAAGUCGAAAUUACAAGAGGACGAAAACGCAUUUGCACCACCGAGUCUUAAAAGGGAGCCAACGGACACGGUGUCAACAGAAAACGCCGUCGUUGCCACCGACAGCGAUUGUCGUGAGGUGGAUAUGGAAAUCGAACUGCUGCCGCAACAACGUCUAGUUGGCGGCGGCAAUAGUGGUGUACUGAAAAAUUUCGACCCCAUGUCAACGGUGCGCGACGCAGCACAAGUGUUGCAGCGGCGCCGUGCCUCCACGGUCGAAGAAGAGUGCUAUACUCGAGACGAAGCCAGUCUGUACCUAGUUAGCGAGUGUCAGGAUGCGCUAGCGCGUCGCUGUAUCUGCCUAUCGAACAUAUUCCGCAAUUUGACGUUCGUGCCGGGCAAUGAAACACUCUUGGCCAAGUCGCGCCGAUUCCUAGCCAUACUUGGCCGCCUCCUGCUGCUCAACCACGAGCACUUACAGCGUACACCCAAAACGCGUAACUAUGAUCGCGAAGAGGACACCGAUUUCUCAGAUUCAUGCAGCUCACUUCAAGGCGAAAGAGAAUGGUGGUGGGACUACUUGGUGCACAUACGCGAAAAUAUGCUUGUCGCGUUGGCGAACAUUGCAGGCCAUCUUGAAUUGUCACGUUACGAUGAGCUCAUAGCGCGGCCUCUCAUCGACGGUCUGCUGCACUGGGCGGUGUGUCCAAGUGCACACGGUCAAGAUCCCUUCCCGUCUUGUGGUCCAAACACUUCGCUUUCGCCACAGCGUCUGGCGUUAGAGGCUCUCUGUAAGUUGUGUGUGACAGACGCAAAUGUCGAUCUCGUGAUAGCGACACCACCGCAUUCGCGCCUCGAAAAGUUGUGUGCGGUGUUGACGCGCCACCUUUGCCGCAACGAGGAUCAGGUACUGCGUGAGUUUUCCGUUAAUUUGCUGCAUUAUCUGGCCGCAGCUGACAGUGCCAUGGCACGUACAGUGGCCUUACAGUCGCCCUGCAUCUCAUACCUUGUGGCAUUCAUCGAACAGGCCGAGCAAACGGCAUUGGGAGUUGCCAACCAGCAUGGAAUCAAUUACCUGCGUGAAAAUCCCGACUCAAUGGGUACAAGUUUGGACAUGCUGCGACGUGCUGCCGGCACCCUGCUGCAUCUGGCCAAACAUCCGGACAACCGUUCCCUGUUCAUGCACCAAGAGCAGCGUCUGCUUGGAUUGGUGAUGUCUAACAUUCUCGACCAGCAGGUUGCGCUGAUUAUAUCGCGUGUACUGUUCCAAGUUUCGCGUGGCACCGGUGUCGGCGGCCCGUCGUCGAUACCAUCGCUGGAAUAUCGUUUUCAACAAAGGCAGGAGGAAAAAAACUCUGCUGCAGAUAGGCAUUUCACGCCAGGUGCUGACGUGAGAGCUCAAGUCAAAGUGGAAACCGCACCCUCAGCGCCAUCGACAGGUGCACCAACAUCAAUUGAGCCCCAAGCUGUGAAUACUGAGGUGGCAGCACAUGCAACUCGAACGCUCACCAGUGAUAUUAAGCGAGAAGAUUUAACANAAGCUCAAGUCAAAGUGGAAACCGCACCCUCAGCGCCAUCGACAGGUGCACCAACAUCAAUUGAGCCCCAAGCUGUGAAUGCUGAGGUGGCAGGACAUGCAACUCGAACGCUCACCAGUGAUAUUAAGCGAGAAGAUUUAACAGCGACUGCAGCAGAUGCGGCCGGCGGUAUCAACGCUAAUGGCAACAUUAGCGCGAGUAGCCACAAUAUGAGCGAAAUCAGCAGUAGUGACUCUACGCCCAUACACAAGCAGCCAUUGUCUGCAGCUGCGAAUGCGGCAAUGAGCAAGUCGCAAAACGCAUGCGCCUCCGUCGAUGAUAACAGCAACAGCAGCAAUGCUUUGGCCCCCGCCGCGGCGUUGCUUAACGAUGUUAGCAAUAGCAGCACCAACAGUAACAGUUGUGGCACAGUGAGCAGCAACAGCAAUAGUAAUAGCAUAGGCAGUGGCAACAACAACACCAACAGCAACAUGCACAUUAAAAGCGCGAUAGAGAACGCCAGUGCGAAUGCGCUGGGUGCUGCGGUAGGAUCAACACUGACAAACAGCGAGGCGGGUCACAUGCAGCCGACGCUGCUAAGCUCAAGCAACGGUAACAGUGGUAAGAAUGUGAUAUGUGCAACAAUGCCCCAUAUUAGUGCAGCACCACUUACCAAUGCCAGCAACAAUAAUGCAAAUGGCGCCGCCGUCGACAACAGAAACAACGCGCCUCCAGCAACAAUGAUGGCUGGGGCGACGACACAAUCGUCACCACCGCCACCACCAACUACCGCAGCGACAGCAGCAGCAAGCGUGCCCACAGCGACCGCAGCACCACCGGCCAACUCAACAGCAGCGGUUGCGUAGUACACAACCAUGAUGCCGACAGCUACGUUAGCAGCAAUGCCGGCCGUGACAAUGCAAGAGCAGCACGCAGAUUUAACGCUAGAGCAACAGCCAACGCCUCAGCCUCACCAACACGAACAGCAGCAACUGAGCAUGGAGCAUCACCACCUGCAUCACCAGCAGCAGCAGCAGCAGCAUCAACACCACCACUAUGCGCAGCUGGAAGCACACUACCAACAGCAGGUGCCACUACAACCACCACCACCGCCGCAGCAGCAGCCACACUACCAUGUGCCGCCGCCAUUCCACUAUCACUGGGGCAAACAGCAACCGCCGCUGCAGCCUCCACAAAUACACCCUCAGCCCCAUCAGCCAGAAGAUGCACACUAAGUGCCACGUGAAACGAGAACUCUAAAUUAGUAGCAUGAAAAAGUAGCAGCAGCAGCAGCAGCAGUGAGGUUAGGAAUUUAGUUCCAGCAAAUGGAAAAAGAGAGGUACAUAGGGAAUGCAAGAACAAAGUAUGCGAGGAAAAUGUGCAAACAAAGUCGAAGGGCAAGUGCAGUUCAAUGCCGAAAUAGACGUAGGUGUGAAGCAGCAAAUUACACUAUCCACCUACUCGUACAUACAUACAUACGUGUAUAGAGGAAAUUGCGUAUAAAUUAAAUGUAUAGCGGUGAUCAACCUUAUAAAGCAGUAGUAAUAUGAAUAGUAUUUAGUGUGUAUAAAGAAAAGUAUGUCUACCUUUAUUUCGUGUGUGUGUUUUUUUUUUUUUAAUGUUCUCGUAAGGUGUUAGGAGGCUUAUAAUUUCUUACCUAAUGCUGGGAUA